Talaromyces amestolkiae is the source of this 2076-nucleotide messenger RNA. RefSeq lists its product as uncharacterized. Lineage: Eukaryota; Fungi; Ascomycota; Eurotiomycetes; Eurotiales; Trichocomaceae. The transcript has 3 exons. Gene Ontology annotation, molecular function: metal ion binding; ATP binding. The record is from RefSeq and is a predicted model, not a curated record. Bases 1 to 2076 code for a protein of 691 amino acids.
AUGAGGCCACCAACAAGGCCGAUUCGGCGAAUCUUAGUCGCCAAUAGAGGCGAGAUAGCAAUCCGCAUUCUCCAGGCGAUUCGCGAGCUACCCCUCGCAGAAGAUGGCGUCAAUAUUCUUACAUUCGCAAUCUACACUCAAGAAGACUUUUCUCACUGCGAGAUCGGCGCGCCGGACCACUCAAUCCUGCUACCUUCUGCAUCAUGCUACAUGGACAUUCCCUUUUUGAUCAAUAUAGCAAAAGAGCAUUCAAUCGAUGCUAUUCAUCCGGGUUAUGGUUUCCUGAGCGAAAGUAGUGAGUUCUCACGCCGUCUUUGGGAGGAGGCUGGAGUGCAUGUCAUCGGACCCGGAUGGGAACUUCUGGAACAGAUGAGCGAUAAAUUACAAGCAAAACGAUUGGCGGCACAAUGCGAUGUGCCUGUUUUGCCGGCAAUGGGAAGACCGAGUGGUAAUCUAAGUGAUAUUGAAGCGUUCGUUGAUGGCAUCGGAGGGUACCCUAUCAUGAUCAAGGCCGUUGAUGGAGGAGGGGGUAGGGGCAUUCGUCUAGUGUGCACUGCCGAAGAAUUACCAAACGCGUUGGAACGAGCACAAGGAGAAUCGCCGUCAAAGACAGUGUUUGCUGAGAAAGCGGCUGUUGACGGAUUUCAUCAUGUCGAGGUUCAGAUUAUCGGUGACGGUUCUGGGGAAGUGAUGCAUGUGUGGGAGCGAGACUGCAGCGUUCAACGUCGAUUCCAGAAGAUCGUGGAAAUUGCACCAUCGGCAAUUGAGGAUAGGGCGUUGAUUGACCGGGUCAUAGAUGCUGCAGUCAGGAUGGCGAAGCACGCCCGCUAUUUCUCCCUCGGUACAUUUGAGUUCCUGGUGAAUGACCUAUUGCAAGAAUUCUAUUUCUUAGAGAUCAAUCCGCGUUUACAAGUCGAACAUACUAUUACCGAAUGUAUUUCGGACGUUGAUCUCGUUCAGACGCAGCUGCUGCUAGCUCAAGGAGCGACGUUGACUGAGCUGCAAUCUCGAUACUUGACCCCGGGUGAUCGAUCACCAAGAAAGCACUCUAUUCAGCUCAGAUUAUGUGCUGAAGACCCAGAAUCGAAUUUCGGGCUCAGCAUUGGAACUAUUACGCAGCUGAUCAUACCAGGAGGACUAGGCGUGCGAGUGGAUAGCCAUGUAUCGGCAAGAAAUCCGACAAAGGUGGGACCGGAUUACGAUAACUUAUUGGCCAAGAUUAUCGUAACAGCUCAAACUUGGAAUUCUGUUGUACGCAAAGCUAGGCGGUUAUUGGCAGAUGUGGUCAUUGCAGGUGUCAAAACAAAUCUUAGCCUGUUGCGCGGCAUAGUGAACCAUGAAGAUUUCCUUGAGGGUCGCAUAGAUACGCAGUGGCUCGAGAAGAAUGUUUCUACUCUUAUAGAGGUUGGUAACGUUACAGGAGAAAGACAGCUCAGCCAAAUGAAUCUUCCAUCGGACACCUCUCGACCAUCGUUGGCGAAUCUAGUCACCUCCUCUUCUUCCGUCCUGUUCCGAAAAGGAGAUGCAUGGUCACUUACAUUAGAGCCAUUAAAAGACCAGUCCAGUCGUGGAAAUUCUCGAUCAGCCAUACAAUCACAUCUCCUCAUUACUCGAGUUCUCAGGAAUGAUUUCCCUUCCUCACUCACCGCCGAGAUCGAAUACUCCUCAUCCUCAUCCUCAUCCAACGACGGGCCUGGUGUGCCCUCAACUUCUACACAGAGAUAUCGAAUCCACUUGGCAGAAACAAACGCGUCCGCAUUAGCACUAACAUCAUUAAGCCACCGUCGCGGAGACCCAAGCAACAAAAACCACAUCAUAUUUCCUCUUUCUGGCAAACUGAUCGAAGUCUUAGUAGCGCCUGGGGACGAGAUCGUGCCGAACCAAGUAGUCGCAUUCGUCAAGCAGAUGAAAAUGGAGCUGGAAAUACGGAGUCAUCGAGCUGGGAUUGUGAGAUGGGUCUUUAAUCUUGCUGCCGGUAACGAUGCGCAAGUGAGUAGUAGUCAAGGGGUGGAUGUAGCAGAGGGAUCGCUGCUUUUAGAGUUGGAAGAGCAGGAGGGCAUCAAGGGAAAACUUUAG